ACCCUUCUUCCCCGUCAAUAUGCAGAAUAUAAAUUCUGUAUCGCAAUCAGAAAAAAAAAACCUAGCUCUGUUCUCAGCUCUUCCGGCGACUAUUUCCGUCAAAGGUACUUGGUGAAAAUUCUUCGAGUAACGAAGUUCUGUUGGAGCUGAUUAGGGAUGGCUCCAAAGCAGCCAAAUACAGGCCUUUCUGUGGGUCUUAACAAAGGACAUGUUGUUACUAAGAAAGAGUUGGCUCCCCGCCCUUCUGAUAGAAAAGGGAAAACCAGUAAGAGAAUACAUUUUGUUAGAAGCCUUAUCAGGGAAGUAGCUGGUUUUGCACCUUAUGAGAAGAGAAUUACUGAGCUUCUUAAAGUUGGAAAGGACAAACGUGCUCUUAAGGUAGCCAAGAGGAAGCUGGGUACUCACAAGAGAGCAAAGAAGAAGCGUGAAGAGAUGUCCAGUGUUCUCCGUAAAAUGAGGGCUACUGGAGGUGGUGAAAAGAAGAAAUGAGUUGUAUGCUAACACCUCAAUAUGAAAUGUUCGGUUCUGAAACUGCUUUGCCAAGAUCUACUUUUUAGUAUCUGCUUAAAUUCAAAUAUUUGAUUUUUGAUCAUUUUUAUUGUUGAACACGUAACUCUUAGCCUUUUAUCACUUCUGUUCCAGUACGAGAAUUGUUCAAUUUUUUUGACAUUUCGAUUUUGCAACUCAUUUGUAUGUGAAUUAAAACUGUACCAAGUCUUGUAUCUGGAAUACCAGAUACAUUUUGUAAUAUACAUAGGAGAGGCGAGCGAGAAAGACAGCGUCCUUUUGACUAA
Messenger RNA from Solanum pennellii, 794 nucleotides. RefSeq names its product 60S ribosomal protein L36-2-like. Gene Ontology annotation, molecular function: structural constituent of ribosome. The record is from RefSeq and is a predicted model, not a curated record. The transcript is spliced from 5 exons. Gene Ontology annotation, cellular component: ribosome; cytosolic large ribosomal subunit. Gene Ontology annotation, biological process: cytoplasmic translation. Bases 157 to 489 code for a protein of 110 amino acids. Lineage: Eukaryota; Viridiplantae; Streptophyta; Magnoliopsida; Solanales; Solanaceae.